Messenger RNA from Lonchura striata (white-rumped munia), 1741 nucleotides. The record is from RefSeq and is a predicted model, not a curated record. NCBI's taxonomy places the organism in Eukaryota, Metazoa, Chordata, Aves, Passeriformes, Estrildidae.
GACACGGGCCCUGCCCCCGGUGCUCGCCGCGGCCCCGCCCCACCCCGCGGGCGGGCACUGCGGCGGAGUCGCGGCGCAGUCGCGGCGCCGCCAUCGCGGGCAGAUGCAGGCGAUCAAGUGUGUGGUGGUGGGCGACGGGGCUGUAGGGAAGACCUGCUUGCUGAUCAGUUACACCACAAAUGCCUUUCCUGGAGAAUACAUUCCCACUGUGUUUGAUAAUUAUUCUGCCAAUGUAAUGGUAGAUGGAAAGCCAGUGAACCUGGGCCUCUGGGAUACAGCAGGGCAAGAAGACUAUGACCGACUGCGGCCUCUUUCCUAUCCACAGACGGAUGUUUUCUUGAUCUGCUUCUCCCUUGUGAGUCCAGCCUCCUUUGAGAAUGUCCGAGCUAAGUGGUACCCUGAGGUUCGACACCAUUGCCCAAAUACACCUAUUAUCCUGGUGGGCACCAAGCUGGACUUAAGGGAUGAUAAGGACACCAUUGAAAGGUUACGUGAUAAGAAACUGGCCCCCAUCACCUACCCCCAAGGCUUGGCCAUGGCUCGGGAGAUUGUUUGCCACCAUUGCUGCCCAGUCCUAGCUUUGUCUCUGUCAUCUUACAAAAGGCUGCUUCCAGUGGAAGGGGAAGAAGAUUUCCAACAGAAGAGUUCAGAAGCAGUGCUUGAAGACAAAAUCACCUCAAGAGCUCAUGAAGUUUCAGUUUUCUGUUACAGGACUUUAAAACCAAGAACCUAACAAGUGCUUUAAAAAAAAAAAAUAUGGAUACAAGGAAUCUCCAGAACUAUUAAUGACAAAUAAUUAAACCAGAGGAUAUCUCAAUUCUAGUUAGCAGAAGAUCUAAUAAAGAGGUAGAACCUACUAUGCCACAAAUCCUCCUCUGUUUUCUAUGGGAGGCACACCUGUAACACUGACAGCCCAUUAUGGAACAGCCAGUGUGCUAGCUGGGCUUUGAUCCAGCUCCCUGUAGCUUUCCUAUUUCCAUACCUCAUGUGUACCUUAGUACACACGAUAGAAAGGAGAAAUACAAGAAUGAGCUGCAGGACUGUAGUAAGUAGGAGUCAGCUUGUUUACUCCUCAGUAGAGCUACCUAAAAUCAUGCAGAGGACAAUAUACUGAGGUAAACACUGAAAGGUUGCAGGGAACACGGUAUAUUUGAGGAGGCUGACCCCUGUGUUAAGUGGCAUACUUGAAUACCCUACAGGCAUUUGCCAGGAAGUUAAAUAAUUAGGCGAACCUCACAGUACAGCUGAGUGCAGCCAUUUAGAAACCUGAAACUUCUGCUAGGUCCACAAUCAAGUCAAUAAUCACAGCUCCAGAUCAUACAAUGGCAUUCUAUUAUUCUUCCCUUAAUUUGGCCUCAAACUCUAGCACUAAACCAGCAAGUCUUUUUUAUAAGAGUAAACAGUGAUUUUGCAAAGGUAUAUAUUUUUUAAGGUAUUCUACAGAUCAGGUAGGGUUUGCACAUGGCCAGAGUCUGGGCUAACAAAAAAGUGAACAUAUGGAGCCCUACUCCUUCCACUUUAAAAACUAAGUUUACUUUCUUUAAAAAGCAGCAGAUGAUACUGCUAGAGCACUGUACUUCUGCUUGUGAGUGUGCAAUCUCCUUGUAGUGACUGCAUGAGCUACUUGUUGAAAUAUUAAGGAGGAAAAACAAAUACUAAUCUUGACUUUAUGGUAAUUAAAAGAUUAUCUGAAGAAGCUGGAGUAACCAUGUUAAUACAAUUAAAGGUCCUCAAAUGAUAC